Trichomycterus rosablanca is the source of this 2813-nucleotide messenger RNA. RefSeq names its product protein kinase C and casein kinase II substrate protein 3. Gene Ontology annotation, molecular function: protein binding; phospholipid binding. The transcript is spliced from 10 exons. NCBI's taxonomy places the organism in Eukaryota, Metazoa, Chordata, Actinopteri, Siluriformes, Trichomycteridae. Gene Ontology annotation, biological process: regulation of endocytosis; plasma membrane tubulation; cytoskeleton organization. The coding region runs from base 94 to 1284 and encodes 396 amino acids. The record is from RefSeq and is a predicted model, not a curated record. Gene Ontology annotation, cellular component: cytoplasm; plasma membrane; endosome.
GGUGGAAAAAAGGAACUCCAGCCAGAGGAACUGAAGUUACUUUUUGACAUUUGAAAGAAGAAAAGCAAAAGAAGCAAAGCUGAAAGACUCACGAUGUCAUCGACGUGUACAGAGAAGAAGGCAGAAGAUGCCAAACAUCAGAGCUUCUGGAUGCCAGGGAACUACCAGACGACGGUGAAGAGGACGGAGGACGCCUUCCAGGCCUGUAACGACCUGGUGACGUGUUUACAGGAGCGGGCGCGGGUGGAACGGCUCUACGCUCAGCAGCUCAACGAGUGGAGCAGCAAGUGGAAGCCACUAGUGGACGCCAGUCCUCUGUACGGCUCCCUGAUGCGAGCCUGGCAGUGCUUCGUCUCCUCCGCCGACCGUCUCUCGGGCCUCCACACCGACAUGUGUCGCUCCCUGGUCUGUGAGGACGGCGACAGGAUCAGGACCUGGCAGAAGGAGACCUUCCAUAAAAAGGUGUUCGGGGGUUUCAGGGAGUCGCAGGAUUUCGAGACGGGAUUUGCUCGAGCUCAGAAGCCCUGGUCCAAAAAACUCAAGAAGCUGGAGAAAGCGCGGGUGUCGUUCCACAAGGCCAGCCGUAAGGAGCACGCGGUUCGAGAAAGGGAAACACACGCGCAGGGGAACCCCGACGUUGCCAUGGAGAAACAGAGGAGGAUCCAGGAGGAGCGAGACCUGGUGCACCAGGAGACCGAGAAGGUGAGAGGGCGAUACGAGAAGGUUCUGGAGGAGGUGACGCGCUACGCCCCGCGCUACAUGGAGGAGAUGGAGUCCGUCUUCGACCAAUCACAGGAGGAGGAGAGGAAGAGGAUCAGCUUCCUCAAACAGGCCUUCCUGUCCAUCCACCGACACCUGGAUGUCACCAAUAAUGAGAGUGUGAAGGCGGUGUACAGUGAACUCCACGACACUCUGAUGGGCAUCAGCGAGCAGGACGACACGCGCUGGUGGAAGAACACGCAUGGUCCAGGCAUGCCCACAGACUGGCCUCAGUUCCAGGAAUGGGUACCAAACAGGAAGCACAAAAAAGGAAAGAAAGAGCCGGAAGAAAAAGAAAAAGAAAAAGAUCCAAACGUGGUGGUGACGGAGAGAAAUGUGCUGGUCGGUGGAGUCCGGGUUCGAGCUCUGUACGAUUACGUUGGACAGGAGCAGGAUGAGCUGUCCUUUAAAGCAGGUGAGGAGUUUUUGAAGACUGAAGACGAGGACGAUCGGGGUUGGUGCAGAGGGAUGAUGGACGGAGGAAAAGAGGGUCUUUAUCCUGCCAACUAUGUGGAACUGGUGUAGCGUUCAACAGAGCCACUUAUUAACGUGCUAAACACACACACACACACACACACACACACACACACACACACACACACACACACACACACACACACACUUUUUCCUACCUUUUUCUACUUCCUCUUUCUGUAAUGGACGUGUGUAUCACACACAGCAGUGUGUCGCUGUGUGUAAACAGAGUCAUGUUGACCUAGGGAGCUGCUUAGCAUGCUAAUUAGAAGAAACCAGCAUGCUAGCUAGAAGGAGGCUAAAUUCUAUCGGUACCUGCGUACAUACAAACUGUUCGCACUUAGUUUUUACUUUAAAAAAAUUAUAUAUAUAUAUUUAGUUCACAGGCAUUUUUAAAAUAACAGACAGACUUGUAAAUAAAGUGCCUAACCUUCUCUAAGCACAGACUGUGACUGUGUGCAUUAGCGCAGGAAAACAUGCAAUCAAAAAACAUGCAACAGUUGCAGAUGAAGCUCAAUCACUCUGUCAGGGGUCUAAAACUAGUUUUGUUUUUUUUAGUUUUUUUUUUGAGUUUUUUUUUUUGCUUUGUUUAUGUUAAAGAUGAAAGUUUGUGCUUAAUAAGAAAGUCUGGAGAAAGUGUACAGCAAUGAAGUGGUGUGUGUGUGUGUGUGUGUUUAUGGAAGGAGGGAUUUUUCGCUAGCGAACAAGCGCUGGAAUUCUGAAUUUCUCCGAGUUUGAAUCCCAGCUCUGCUACCGGUCGGCUGGGCGCCCCCUAUUGGACAAAAUCGGCCACUAGUCUGCUGGCUGCGCAAAGCCUGGACUAAAAAGUGGACGGGGCCUUCGAGGCUGUCUAAGGACCCUGGUUAGUAGUUUGAGGCGCCUGUACAGAAGUGGAGGAACAAGGAGAUCGGCGAGUGACUCUCCAUGCGCGAGACCAACCUCAUGCACCGAUCCACGGAAGUACGGGCGAAUAAGAAGAGGUCGGAGGAAGCGCGUGUCAGGAGAAUAUACCCUCCUCGUAGGCCAUCAAGGUCUCCAGCAAGGGAAGAUUAAUUGGCUAUGACUAAACUGGGAUAAAAUGAGAAAGAAUCCAUAAAUAAAACAGAUAUUGAGCCACUUUUAAAGGUACAUUUGAGUAAAGUUUGUCUUGAUAAAAUGUUGCUGUUACAUCCGUGUGUAUUACAGAUUUCCCUGCUGUCCAAAUGUAAAUCGUUCCCGUGAAACCUUACGUCAACCGAAAUGCCGUAAAGCAUAGAAACAUUUAUCGUUAAUUUAAACGGGAAAAGGCCGAUGUGGGUGGGAUUAACGGAAGUGAUUCCUCAUAGAUGCUGCAGUUACGACCUAUGCUGGCCGAUCGAGGGCGCUGCACAGAGACGGGGGAAUAAUAGAGACCAGCGCGUGACUCUCCGUGCACAAUACGGAUCUCCAUAUGAAAAUGUCUCGUGUAAAGAAAAGAAGCAGCCGGCUCUGUACACAUGUCGCAGGGGGGGUGCGAUGGUUGUGGGAUCGGGCCUGGAGGAUUGAAUGUAUACAUAGUGUGUAGAUUAAAACCUGUGAGAAAUAAAUCUGGAUUAAGAGAU